AUGUUAACCAAGGAGCAAUACUACAGAACUAAAUUGAAUAUUAGCUGCUAAAUGAUACCAAGAUAUCCUACUCAGAGAUUGAUGGAUCGUUUGUUUACUUCAACUCCACAAAAAAAGAUGGGAAUAAAAUCUAUGAGUAAACUGUUAACAGUAGUAAUGACAAUCAGAGAGAAUAAAGAUCUUGCGUAAGAUGACUUAUAUCUAAUCUUGGUAAUUAAAAACUAAGGGUACGCUGAGAAUUUGAAAUUGGCAAACAAAAUGAAAGCUCUCAGUUUUAAAGAUAUAAUGGAAAGCGAGAUAUAUGCUACUUACUACUUUUCAAGUGAAAUAGGAAUUAUUGAUAUGAGAAGUUCUAAAUUUAGAGAUGAGCACAAUAUUAAAGAGCAUAUCAUAAUCAUUUCACUGAGCGAUAUCUCAGAGAAUCCUAUUGUAAGAAUGCUUUUUGGAUGGUUUAGUGACUUUGACAACAUUAUUGUUAAUCAAGUACUAUUUACAUUCUAUAGAUAAGGAGGGUUUCUCUUUAGAAAUGACACAAUUGAGACUUGGUAUUGGGAUGUUUCUAGAUAUUCUGAAUACAGGCCAAGUAUUAAGUAUGAUUAUAACGAUAACACUUUUCUUUGGGUAAUUACGACCAUUUUCUACAAAUUCUUGAUUAUUUUGGGUGCCAUUGUUGCCUAUGCUCACAUAUCCUGGAUUAAUGCUCUACUUAUUAGGGUUGCCAUUCUCUGUUCUAAUAUAGUUAUAUUCCCUAUUCUCUCAUGCACAAGAUCUAUCCUAAGAGCAAACCUAAACAGAUUUUAAAUUGCUGCCAUUUAUAGAUCUUCACCCCACAUUGGUGCACUAGCUGCAUAUUUAGAUAGAAGGAGAUCAUCUAAAUGCUCAUUAAUAUUCUCCUUUAUCGCUUGCUUGAUGGUAUUUUACUUUAUGUUUGCUGCUUGUUAUUUCCUUUGGAACUAAACAGUAUUUCCACACUUGAUUGCCAAGGGUAUUAAUGAUAUGUACUUUUUCUAUCAUAAUUGGGUUGAGUUUAUGGCACUAUUCUUUAUAAGAACGAGAUCGAGCAUAAAAUAUUUCCCUAAAUUAGUAACAAUCGUGAACAUUAUCUUCUAAUUUUACAUCAAUUAGUACUUCUAUGCAGCAUAAUAUGAAAUGUUCUAUUGCCUAUCUUCGAUUACUAUGCUUCUAUUGUUUGGGUUUAUAAAAUACUUUGAACAGCCAUCAAUGAAUAGUUGGAACCCAUUUGGAAGCUAUACUCCCAGCAUCACUAAUCCAAGAGCUGGAUAUUAAUUAGUUACAGUGAAUUCAUUUAUGCUUGGCUUUGAUAUAUGGACUAUGUUUCAUCCUCUCAAAUUCAGAGAUACCUUCUUGGUUUCUGAGUAAAGAUAAUAUGAUCUACUUGCUGGUCAGGAGAUUUUAGGUUUUGAUUUUGAUCCAUAGCCAAGAGAAGUACCUGAUUUAUAAAGGCGCGUUCCACAGGCUCCACAAUAAAUACAAAUGGCAGUUAUUUAGAGAAGAAGAGAUUAAUCAUAAUAGCUGAAUUAGCCAGAGGGUGAUCUUGAAAGACAGUAAGUGUAGGCUGAUGAAGAAAUAGUGGGAGAGAACAGCUAGGAUCUUCUUGAUAAUCCUCAUCCUAAUGAACAGGAUAAUUUUUAGUCAUCACUCAAUUCCUAAGAACAAAUAGAUCGAAAUUUCUUCAGAAAUACUUGA
Messenger RNA from Stylonychia lemnae, 1707 nucleotides. The record is from the annotation of a GenBank genome assembly. NCBI's taxonomy places the organism in Eukaryota, Ciliophora, Spirotrichea, Sporadotrichida, Oxytrichidae.